UCCCUCUCCCUCUCUCUCUGCGUCUCCCGCAUCCACGGCUUCCACGCCCCGACACCCCGCACAGCGACGCGCCAGAGGGCGACAGCUCAGUCAGUCAUUCAUUGAGAUUCGCCAGCCGCCCGCCGCAGCUGCGGGAUCGCCAGUCGCCAGGCGGAGGAGCCGGCGCCGCCGUCGGGGGGGCCGAGGCACAAUGCCGGCCUGUUCCGGAGCAGAUCGGGCUGGGUCUGCUGCUGCUGCUGCUGCUUCUUCUUCCUCGGGCUAAUACCCUGGACCGGCGGCCUCUCGACCCCGCGCCGGAUUCGGCCGGAAGGCUGGAUCUUGAGGGCGAAUGGUGGAGGAGCGAGGCGGCCGGCCGUCCGUCGCUGGAUUUCUUCCUGCUAGCGAAAGAGGAAUGAAGAGCUGAUGGGAAAGAUUGGUUUCUAGUGUUGGACCAAUUUGCUUCCACAAAUUUCAACCAUGCAAGAUCAUAUACUUAUAGCUUUUCUGGUUGUUUCUCUCCUCUUUACAUGCCUUCCUCAUGCCAAGAGUGCUGAUCUGAACUCUGAUAAGCAAGCUCUUCUGGCAUUUGCUGCCUCGCUGCCACAUGGCAGGAAGCUCAACUGGAGCUCUUCAGCCCCUGUCUGCACUUCAUGGGUUGGGGUGACUUGCACACCAGACAAUAGCCGUGUGCAAACACUACGCCUACCAGCAGUAGGGCUCUUUGGUCCGAUACCCUCUGACACGCUUGGCAAGCUUGAUGCUCUGGAGGUACUGAGCCUUAGGUCCAAUCGCAUCACAGUUGAUCUCCCACCUGAAGUAGGAUCCAUUCCUUCUCUCCAUUCCCUAUAUCUUCAGCAUAAUAACUUGUCUGGAAUCAUACCGACUGCCCUUACUUCCAGUUUAACAUUUCUAGAUCUGUCAUACAACACUUUUGAUGGAGAAAUCCCAUUGAGAGUGCAAAAUCUCACUCAGCUUACUGCAUUGCUUCUCCAGAAUAACUCUCUUUCUGGGCCCAUCCCUGACCUCCAACUCCCCAAAUUGAGACAUUUGAAUUUGAGCAACAAUAACCUCAGUGGGCCAAUACCACCUUCCUUGCAAAGAUUCCCAACCAGUUCCUUCUUGGGGAAUGCUUUUCUAUGUGGGUUUCCAUUGGAACCUUGCCCUGGGACUGCACCUUCUCCUUCUCCAACAUCACCAACACCAGUCAAGACCAAGAAGAAUUUCUGGAAAAGGAUCAGAACUGGUGUCAUAAUUGCAGCAGCGGCUGCAGGAGGGUUAUUAUUGCUAAUCUUGAUUGUUUUACUCCUGAUAUGUAUUUUCAAGAGAAAGAAACACACAGAACCUACUACAGCUUCCGCAUCAAAAGGAAAAACUAUUGCUGGUGGAAGGACAGAAAACACUAAGGAAGACUACAGCAGUGGUAUUCAGGAAGCUGAGAGGAAUAAAUUGGUUUUCUUUCAGGGCUGUUCAUACAAUUUUGACUUAGAGGAUUUGCUGCGAGCUUCAGCUGAAGUCCUUGGAAAAGGAAGUUAUGGAACUACCUAUAAAGCUGUUCUUGAGGAUGGCACCACAGUUGUGGUCAAGAGAUUGAAGGAGGUGGUGGUGGGGAAGAAGGAUUUCGAACAGCAGAUGGAGAUAGUUGGCAGGGUUGGCCAGCACCAAAAUGUUGUUCCAUUGCGUGCUUACUAUUACUCCAAGGAUGAGAAGCUACUGGUGUAUGAUUAUGUCCCAUCUGGUAGCCUUGCUGCUGUUUUGCAUGGGAAUAAAGCCGCAGGAAGAGCUCCAUUGGACUGGGAAACGAGGGUAAAAAUCUCUCUCGGCGUAGCUCGUGGACUUGCUCAUCUCCAUGCCGAGGGAAGCGGGAAGUUCAUCCAUGGCAACCUCAAAUCAUCCAACAUCCUUCUGUCACAGAACCUCGACGGCUGUGUCUCUGAAUUUGGCCUGGCACAGCUCAUGACCAUCCCACCAGCACCGGCGCGCCUCGUCGGAUAUCGCGCACCGGAAGUCCUCGAGACCAAAAAACCAACCCAGAAGUCUGAUGUCUACAGCUUCGGUGUGCUGGUCCUUGAAAUGCUGACAGGAAAGGCUCCUCUGAGGUCUCCUGGGCGUGAGGACUCCAUUGAGCACCUCCCUAGGUGGGUGCAGUCUGUGGUCCGGGAAGAAUGGACCGCGGAGGUUUUCGACGUCGACCUGCUAAGGCAUCCAAACAUCGAGGAUGAGAUGGUUCAGAUGCUCCAGGUCGCAAUGGCAUGCGUUGCCAUUCCCCCUGAACAGCGGCCGAAAAUGGACGAGGUGAUCAAGAAGAUCUUGGAGAUCAGGAACUCCUACUCGGGGUCAAGAACGCCACCGGAGGAGAAGCAGAAGGAUUAGUCUGAGCAAAGGGUAGCUGCUAGCUAGGCUGCAUAGUUACUUGCUUAUAGGGAGCUUCAGCAAAGUUGAUAGCCGCUUGCUUUAGUGAGAUUUUCUGCUGAUUUCUGAUCCUUUCUUAGCUAAUUUUUUUUCUUUUUUGGGGUGUAAUUCUCAUAGUAGUGAUCUGUUGGCCAUUACCCAAUACCCAUUGUUCCAUUCCGGUUAAAUCAGUAGCUUUUCUGAUUUUUCAUAGGGCGAUAUUCUGCUGUAAUUUGACAUGUCUUUUCCAGUGUGUGAUUAAUGAAUUGAGUUUUCCUCA
This is a messenger RNA of Oryza brachyantha (malo sina), 2647 nucleotides long. Its product is annotated as probable inactive receptor kinase At5g58300. Gene Ontology annotation, molecular function: ATP binding; protein binding; protein kinase activity. The transcript is spliced from 3 exons. NCBI's taxonomy places the organism in Eukaryota, Viridiplantae, Streptophyta, Magnoliopsida, Poales, Poaceae. The record is from RefSeq and is a predicted model, not a curated record. Gene Ontology annotation, biological process: protein phosphorylation. Bases 457 to 2349 code for a protein of 630 amino acids.